Molecule: messenger RNA, 2874 nt
Organism: Rosa chinensis
Lineage: Eukaryota; Viridiplantae; Streptophyta; Magnoliopsida; Rosales; Rosaceae
Product: ferric reduction oxidase 4
Exons: 6
Coding region: 30-2111 (693 amino acids)
Cellular component (GO): plasma membrane
Molecular function (GO): oxidoreductase activity
Source: RefSeq, a predicted model, not a curated record
AUCAUUUAGAUCUGAAACUAAACGGAUCAAUGAACAACAUGAUCAUCAGGUUGAUAUUGCUUCUGGUGUUUGUUGGAUGGCUCAUAGUUUGGAUUAUGGUGCCAACAAAAACUUACAAAUAUACCUGGAAACCCAACCUUGACGCCAAUCUCACGUCAACUUAUUUUGGAGUGCAAGGGACAAAUCUGCUGCUUUUCGCUUUCCCAAUGAUGUUCGUAGCAGCCUUGAGCUGUGUUUAUCUUCAUCUAGUUCAGAAAAAAUCACAAAACUCCAACGAGAUCAGGUCGUCGGUUGCUGCUGGCUUCUGGAGACGUCCGGUGGUUGUAACGGCUCCUCUGGGGGUCGUCACUGCGAUGGAGCUAGGGUUUGGGGUGAUGUUUACUUCACUCUUGGUUUGGUCUCUAGCUAACUACUUGAUUACCAGCUUCGGCAACCUCCAUAUGCAUAUGAAUAUGAUGAGCAUGGAUAAAGUAUGGCAAAGCAAGUUUCGAAGUGUAUCGUUGAGACUUGGGUACAUUGGGAACAUAUGCUGGGCGUUUCUCUUCUUUCCUGUGACUCGAAGCUCUUCGAUUUUACACAUGUUUGGGCUCACAUCGGAGUCGAGUAUAAAGUACCAUAUUUGGCUUGGCCAUCUCUCCAUGCUUCUAUUUUCUGUACACACCGUAGGCUUCAUCAUCUACUGGGGCAUGACUCAUCAAAUGGCUGAAAUGCUAGAAUGGAGCUCGACUUAUGUAUCAAACGUAGCUGGAGAGAUUGCAAUUGUGUUUGCAAUGGCAAUGUGGGUGACAAGCAUUCCUCGUGUCAGACGGAAAAUGUUUGAAGUAUUUUUCUAUACGCACCAGCUAUACCCACUCUAUAUCUUGUUCUACGUAUUACAUGUUGGUGCUUCCUAUUUCUGUAUGAUCCUUCCCGGAAUCUUCCUCUUUGUCAUUGAUCGAUACUUGAGAUUUUUACAGUCUUCCCAACACGCUGCUUUAGUCUCAGCACGGGUUCUACCUUGUGAAACAAUUGAGCUCAACUUCUCCAAGAGCAAAGGAUUGGAUUAUAAUCCUACUAGCAUCUUGUUCGUCAAUGUGCCUAGCAUAUCAAAGUUGCAAUGGCACCCAUUUACAGUGAAUUCAAACUCUAACAUGGAGGCGGACAAAAUAAGUGUUGUGAUCAAGAGUUUAGGAAGUUGGUCUCAAAAGCUUUAUAAGCAACUGGCUUCUAAUUCGGUGGAGCAUAUCCAAGUUUCUGUUGAAGGACCUUAUGGACCUACUUCAUCUCAUUUUAUGAGGCACAAGGGUUUAGUGAUGGUAAGUGGAGGCAGUGGAAUUACUCCUAUGAUUUCCAUAAUCCGAGAAAUUAUUUUCCAAAGCACUAAACCCGACUGCCAUGUUCCAAGUGUACGGCUGAUUUGUGCAUUCAAGAACUCAGCUGAUCUCUCACUGCUGCAACUAUUGCUUCCACUUUCUGGCACGCCUUCUGACCUUACCCAGAUACAAUUGCAAAUAGAAGCCUAUGUUACAAGGGAGACAGAGCAGCAGCCUCCAUCUUCCCAAAAGCCAUCCCAAACUUUAUGGUUUAAGCCAAACCCAUUGGAUUUACCGAUUUCUGGUGUUCUAGGUCCAAAAAGUUGGUUAUGGCUUGCUGCUAUUAUCUCAUCCUCAUUUGUCUUAUUUCUCAUUAUUUUGGGCAUGGUCACUCGUUUCUAUAUAUACCCGAUUGACCACAACACUGGUGAUAGUUACCAUUACUCCUUCACUUGCCUUUGGUACAUGUUUUUGGUCUGUGCCUCCAUUUUUAUAGUCUCUAGUACAGUUUUCAUCUGGUGCAAGAACCAAAAUGCCAUGGAAAGAAAUCAAAUUCAGAAUAUAGAAGUACCCACAGAUACAAUUGAUGAUAGAGAACUUGAAAGCUUUCCCCUUCAUCAUGAGUCCCUGAUUGCUCAAGCUACCCAGGUGCAUUAUGGAACAAGGCCUGAUCUCAAGAAAAUUCUGUUGGAAACUAAAGGAUCUGAUAUCGGAGUGUUGGCUUGUGGCCCAAAGAAGAUGAGACAUGAGGUUGCCAAACUUUGUUCAUCCGGUUUGGCACAGAAUCUGCACUUUGAGUCUAUUAGCUUUAACUGGUGAUGCAUACAUGUGUAUUACGCAUAUUGCAUGCUAGUUAUAAGUUAUAACCAAGCUAAAACUCCGUGUGUAUAAAUAAAGAUGCUGCUACAGCCUUCAGUCUUUCCUUUGCUUCAAGAUCUUGUUAAAUGUAAAUUGCCUAUAUAUGCUGGAAACUGUGUAGUGUAAUAUUGGAACCUAUAUAUGCUGGAAACUGUGUAGUGUAAGAUAAAUAAUGUCCUGGCACAUGAUCUAUGGAAAACAGUGUAAUUCUCUUAGCUUUUUCAUCACACAGUGUACAUCGAUCAUCUAUUAAAAACGAAUACAACGGGGAGCAAACAAUGUCCUUUGUGCUAUCUCGGGUGCUGUUUGAUUUGGCCACUAAAUAACUCCGAGGCCAUCAACUAAUCGUAUCAAGUUUUCAUCUGUCAUUCACUACCUGUCUACUCUUGUCUUUAGUACAGGACCCGUUGCCAGGCCGGCAACCUUGUCCGCCUGCUCGAUUGCGGUGUGCGCUAGCUCACUUGCGAACUCCUCGUGGUGAUAUCGACGCACAUAAACGACAAACUGGGAGGACCUUAACAACUUGGUGUAUGUGAGUGAGAGACUUAUCAUUUGAGGGGAAAGGUCAAGUUAACAACCCUGCAUGUGUUAAGGAUGCAAUUUAGCGUGGUGACAAAGAAUUACAUGGGCAACUUAGCAAUGAGGAAUAGUUCAAAGGUUAGCUUUUGCCUUGCAUCAGAUUUGCCAUUUUUGGUCGAAUUUACUUUGUUUGUUUUAGCCUCAA